Molecule: messenger RNA, 1197 nt
Organism: Strigops habroptila (Kakapo)
Lineage: Eukaryota; Metazoa; Chordata; Aves; Psittaciformes; Psittacidae
Gene: RBP5
Product: retinol binding protein 5
Exons: 4
Coding region: 719-1126 (135 amino acids)
Biological process (GO): fatty acid transport
Cellular component (GO): cytosol; nucleus
Molecular function (GO): fatty acid binding
Source: RefSeq, a predicted model, not a curated record
GGGGUCGGUAGCCAAUGCGAGGGGCCGCCGCGCCAGGUGCGGUGCGGUGCGGUGCGCCCCCUGCCACCGCAAUCCGGGCAGGGCACGGAGAGGCGCGAGGGCUGGCGGUGGGUUUGGGGGGGGGCUUCAAAACCGGCGCCCGGUGCGUCGCCCCGGGAAGCAUCUCGCAGCUGCGGGAGGAGCAGGCCGGGAAGGGGGCGUGAAGAUCGGGUGGGUGCCGCGGCGGGGGGCUGCAGGCAGUAUACAGAGUCCGCCGCCCGUCCGCGACGGGAUCGGCGUCUCCCCGACGGGCUGGCCGGCCCGGGAAGAGCGGGAGCUAAGACACCGCUCUGAGGAAGCUCGCAGCUAACCGGCGUCACGGUGCGAGAAGCGGCCAGCGGCGGGGGAAGGCUUGCCGCUGGUUGGCAGCCAAGAGUUUUAACAGCAGCAGCCGCCCCCGAGGAGGGCGGAGGGUGAGGAGGUGACCCGCCGCUCUCGCGUCCUGCCCAGCCGAGGCGGAGAUGCUGGCAGCAGAGGCAGUGUCAGCCUUUUCCGCGCCCCCCGGCGCGGGGACUCUUACUGCAGCGGGGAGCCCGGGGGCCGGGCAGCCUCGCAGCUCUCGCCGCACCGCGGGAGGGGAACCGGCCCGCCCGGCGAGCCUGCUCGGACCCGGCUCCGUGCCUGUCCCGCUCCUUGCCCCCUGUCCUUCUCGCCGUCGGCCCUGUCCCUCUGCCCCGGGAUGCCGCCCAACCUCACCGGGUAUUACCGCUUCGUCUCCCAGGAGAACAUGGACAAUUACCUGCGCGCUUUAGAUAUCAAUGUGAUCUUGCGAAAAGUGGUUUGCCUUUUGAAGCCCGAUAAAGAGAUUAUCCACACGGGAGAUCAUAUGGUCAUCCGCACGAUCACUUCCCUGCGAGACUAUGUUAUGGAUUUCGACCUGGGAGUCCAGUUUGAGGAAGACCUGGGACCUGUGGAUGGGCGCAAGUGCCAGACAACCGUCUCCUGGGAAGGGGAUCAGUUGGUGUGUGAGCAGCUGGGAGAGAAGAGGAACCGAGGCUGGAGGCACUGGCUGGAGGGGGACCAGCUGCAUCUGCGCAUGACCGCUGAAGAUGAGGUGUGUGUCCAGGUUUUCCAGAAGGUGAAGUGAGCGCUCCGCCGAGGGAUGCCCCGCGUUGACAAAACAAACAAAGCCCGAGCGAGACGAGCUCCUCCGUAGCA